Messenger RNA from Pygoscelis adeliae (Adelie penguin), 3231 nucleotides. It is a transcript of the gene ZW10, whose product is annotated as zw10 kinetochore protein. The coding region runs from base 1 to 2166 and encodes 721 amino acids. NCBI's taxonomy places the organism in Eukaryota, Metazoa, Chordata, Aves, Sphenisciformes, Spheniscidae. The transcript is spliced from 15 exons. The record is from RefSeq and is a predicted model, not a curated record. Gene Ontology annotation, cellular component: chromosome, centromeric region; nucleus; RZZ complex. Gene Ontology annotation, biological process: mitotic cell cycle; endoplasmic reticulum to Golgi vesicle-mediated transport; mitotic spindle assembly checkpoint signaling.
AUGCGCCACCCGCCCCGAGAUCUUUGUCAGUUGCGUACUGUAAAUGAACUGAAAAGUUUGUUGUUUCAGGUUCAGCGAGAUCUAAAUGUCGCUGUUGCUGAAUUUACUGAAUUGAAGCAGCAGUUGGAGCGAGACACGCUGGUUCUCAGUAUUCUGAAAAAGCUACAGGAGUUUGAUACAGCUAUUAAAGAGUACAAUACUGCAUUGCUGGAAAAGAAGUAUGUGGCAGCAGCUCAACAACUGGAAAAGGCACGAAGCAGCCUGAACAUGCUGGAAUCCCGCAAGGGCUUUGAGCUGAAGAUCCUCAAAGCACUAGGCACAGAGCUCACAGUGCAGACGCAGAACAUGCUCUAUCAUCUAGGAGAAGAAUGGCAGAAACUGGCUGUAUGGAAGCUUCCUCCUUCAAAAGAAAGCAGCAGCCUGGAGUCAGCGAUGCAUUCGGAACUGCACUUACGCACAGUGCCAUCGAAAGAGGAGGAGAUUGCUGGCCCACCUGUCGCUUCUGUGCUGCAGGCAUUUGCUGUCCUAGGAGAACUGCACGCCAAGCUUAAAAUUUUUGGCCAGCUGUUGCUGAAAUACGUCCUCAAGCCUCUGAUUUCAUACCCGUCUCUUCAGCCGUUCACAGAGGAACAGUCAGAUGUGUUCAUCCUACGUUUUAAGUCCGAGGAGCCUAACUUGGAUCAUUUCUCUCCUAUGGAGGUUUUUGACAAGAUCAAGCUUAUUUUUGAAGUUCUCCACAAAUACCUGCUGAAUGUGCCUCUUGAGCAGCCUGCGGAAGACAAAAAGGAGUGCAGGCUCACACUCGCGGAACUGCUGGGUGAUAUGAUAUGGGAAGAGUUAUCGGACUGCCUCAUUCAGAACUGUCUGGUGAAUUCAAUCCCAACCAAUAGCAGCAAACUAGAGCAGUAUAUAGAGGUGAUUAAAUCCACCGAGGAAUUUGAAAAAGCCUUGAAGAACAUGCAGUUUUUGAAAGGAGACACGACUGAUUUACUGAAAUACGCCCGUAACGUCAAUUCCCACUUUGCUAACAAGAAGUGCCAGGAUGUGAUUGUGGCAGCCAGAAACCUGAUGACGUCAGAAAUACACAAUACUGUAAAGAUCACGCCUGAUUCCUGUGUAACCCUACCAAGGCUUCCUGAUCCUGGGGCAGGAGAUCACUUAAAAAUGCAAAAAACUUCUAAACUUCUGCCUAACGACAUGGUAAAUUUGGAGAAUGAGACUAAACUGAGCCAGUACACGUUUUCUCUGCCCACGUGCCGCAUCAGUUCAUCAGUGGAGAAACUGAUGGAGCUGGCGUACCAGACGCUGUUGGAGGCUACAGCCAGCACGGAUCAGUGCUGUAUACAGCUCUUCUACUCUGUACGGAAUAUAUUCCAGCUGUUCUAUGAUGUAGUGCCAACGUACCACAAGGAGAACCUUCAGAAAUUGCCCCAGCUGGCAGCCAUUCACCACAACAACUGCAUGUAUAUCGCUCACCACUUGCUCACCCUGGGACACCAGUUCCGAUACCGCCUGACUAACAUCCUGUGCGACGGAGCGGCUACUUUUGUAGAUCUGGUACCUGGUUUUAGGAGACUCGGGAUGGAGUGUUUUCUGGCCCAGAUGCGAGUGCAGAAAGGAGAAAUCCUGGAAAGGCUGUCAAGUGCCAGGAACUUUUCCAAUAUGGAUGACGAGGAAAAUUACUGUGCGGCAAACAAAGCAAUAAGGCAGGUAUUACAUCAGCUGAAAAGACUGGGAAAAGUCUGGCAAGAUGUCCUUCCAGUGAACAUAUACUGCAAGGCUAUGGGGACUUUACUGAACACAGCUCUCACAGAGGUUGUCACGAGGAUUGCUGCCCUAGAGGACAUCUCAGCAGAAGACGCAGAUAGGUUGUACUCCCUCUGUAGGACCAUGGUGGAGGAAGGACCCCAAGUUUUCACCCCACUACCUGAAGACGACAAAAACAAGAAAUACCAAGAGGAGGUUCCAGUCUACGUGCAGAAAUGGAUGACGUUCAAAGAGCUGAUGAUCAUCUUGCAAGCCAACCUCCAAGAAAUAGUAGAUCAGUGGGCGGAUGGGAAGGGGCCUCUCGCAGCUGAAUUCUCCGCAGCUGAAGUGAAGAGUCUCAUCCGAGCCUUGUUCCAGAACACAGAAAGGAGAGCAGCAGCACUGGCCAAAAUUAAGUAGCUCUGUUUACUCCUACAUGUUGCAUCUUCUGAUAAAGCAAGUGCAAACUGAGUCUUUCAAAUAUUUUUUGGACUUGACCCUUCUUAUUUGUACUGGUAUGAAACAGCUUAGCAUUAGGUAAGUGCUUCCUAAGGCUUGACUGAGGGAGAAGAAACACUUCCUAGCUCAAUGUUUGCAGGGCAAAGAGGAUGGCGCUGCGAGUCUGGGACCAGAAAAUCAAAGGCGGGUAACACAUGGACACUAACUGCUUAUGCUCCAUCUGCCAGGCAGAUGGAGUUCGGGCUUGAAAAUUCAGUCUCCUGCCGUGCUCCCCAGAGGCGUUCUGCCCAGAUCCAAGUUUUCCUUCGUGAGCUGGUGGGUGUACAGUCCUGGUGAAGAAGAGAUGCUUUUUGUGAUGUUUGCUGAUUUCCAUUCUCUAGGAUUUCCUCUUCCUGUUAAGCCCAGCGUAGGAAAGUAAAGCAAAUCUUGUAUCCAACAUCUCUUUGUGAGAACAGGCACUGCUGUCAGGUGGGCCUCUCACGCAAGGCGCUGUAUAAUGUCAGCUCAAGCUUGCUCGCUUAAGGGUCUUGUAGAGGGAUUUUUCUUUCUCAGUAGUGAACCUUAUCUAUGCAGUUUUACAUCAGGGGGCACGUAGCCCCUUUGUGUCUUACCUCUCUGUCCCUGCAAAUUACAUAUGAAACCCACAGACUUUGAUAGCCUUGAAGAACGCUGCAGUGCCAAACUUUGUUCUUUCCCACCUCAGGUUUCCGUGAAGAGCUGACCUCAAGAGAGUGAAAAUUUGGGGGGGUGGGGGAGAGGAGAUCCCGUUCUGAGUGAACUGUUUAUCAGGGCACAGGGUUUUGCACAAGUGGCAAAAUUCCUCAUGGCUUUAUUUCUCAUGGAAAAUAUCUUAAAACUAACUUAGAAUUUUUCAAUCUCACUUUACCAACUGUAGAAGCCAGUUCAGCUCCUUCCUUUACCCUUCUGUUGUGUGUGAACUAGGUAGGUCUGGCAUCUGUUGUGUUUCUGGUGGUAAAUUUUCUGUCCUUUAAGAAUUACGAGAGAAAUAUGAAUGAAUAUAAAAAG